Molecule: messenger RNA, 1036 nt
Organism: Medicago truncatula (barrel medic)
Lineage: Eukaryota; Viridiplantae; Streptophyta; Magnoliopsida; Fabales; Fabaceae
Product: bidirectional sugar transporter SWEET7b
Exons: 6
Coding region: 129-836 (235 amino acids)
Biological process (GO): carbohydrate transport
Cellular component (GO): membrane
Molecular function (GO): sugar transmembrane transporter activity
Source: RefSeq, a predicted model, not a curated record
CACUAUAUAACUCUUGUUCUACGCUCACACUUUCCACUCCUCUCUCUCUCUCUAAAAUCCUCUCUCUCUUUCUCUCUCCUCUUUCAUUUCAGUGUGUUUUCUGUUUCGCAUUCUUUGUGCAGAAAAAAAUGGUGAACCAAUCAGCAAUUCGUACCGUUGUUGGUAUCAUAGGGAAUGUUAUCUCGUUUGGACUGUUCUUCUCACCAGCUCCAACUUUCUAUAAGAUUAUCAAGAAGAAGGAUGUGGAGGAGUUCAAGCCUGAUCCAUACUUGGCAACAUUGUUGAAUUGUGCAUUUUGGGUAUUCUAUGGAAUGCCUUUUGUGCACCCAAACAGCCUUUUGGUAGUCACUAUCAAUGGUGUUGGACUUGUUUUUGAGGUUGUCUAUCUUACCAUCUUUUUUAUCUAUGCCAACAAGAAAGGAAGGAAGAAGCUGCUGCUUUAUCUUCUCAUAGAGGCUGCUUUUUUUGCUAUCAUUGUUCUGAUAACAAUGUUGGCAUUACAUGGCACUACCAAGAGGUCUUUAAUUGUUGGGAUUAUUUGUGAUAUCUUCAACAUAUUGAUGUAUGCUUCUCCUCUUACGAUCAUGGCAACGGUUAUAAGAACCAAGAGUGUGAAAUACAUGCCAUUCUGGCUCUCUCUUACCAACUUCCUCAAUGGACUUUGCUGGACAACAUAUGCUCUGCUCCACCCCUUUGACAUUUAUGUUCUGAUCAGUAAUGGUAUUGGAGUAAUCUCUGGAACUAUUCAGCUCAUACUAUAUGGCUAUUACUGGUGCAGGGGAGAUAAUCAGAUUGGUGAUGAUAAGAAUGAUGCUCCAGCUGUGACUGUAGUCUGAUCUGAUUAUGGCACUUCUUUUUUCUUUUUUCAAAUUAGCAUGACAUUACAAAUUUUAUUAGAGGAUUUAUCUAGGUGAUUUUUUUACAAAUUAGGAUGACAUUACAAAUUUUAUUGCGAAGAAUUUGCUAUUUUUUACUUUUCCAGUUUCAUUGAAUUUAUACUCUCAUAUUCCAAGGUUUUAUUGAGAAGAAUUGGCUA